Messenger RNA from Wasmannia auropunctata (little fire ant), 2053 nucleotides. It is a transcript of the gene RabGGTa, whose product is annotated as geranylgeranyl transferase type-2 subunit alpha. Gene Ontology annotation, biological process: protein geranylgeranylation. Gene Ontology annotation, cellular component: Rab-protein geranylgeranyltransferase complex; cytoplasm. The record is from RefSeq and is a predicted model, not a curated record. The coding region runs from base 119 to 1783 and encodes 554 amino acids. NCBI's taxonomy places the organism in Eukaryota, Metazoa, Arthropoda, Insecta, Hymenoptera, Formicidae. The transcript has 7 exons. Gene Ontology annotation, molecular function: protein binding; Rab geranylgeranyltransferase activity.
CCUAAAAAAUGUGAUUGGUCACUAAUCUAUAGAGUACGAUUGAAUACAAUGAUUCAUUCUACCAAAUACUGGUGAUUGUUCAGUGAGCCACGAGCGAUAAGAAAAGAGAAUAUUUACAAUGCACGGCCGAGUGAAGGUACGUACGACGGCGGAACAGGAGGAGAUAAGGAAGCGAGAAAGGGCGGCAAAAGUUGCCCAAUACAAGGCUGACAUCGCCGUGGUGUUCCAAAAGAGGAAAGACAAGAUAUGGGACGACGAGUUGUUGCUAGUCACCAGGCGUAUGCUGUUGUGCAACUCCGACAUUUAUACACUGUGGAACGUCCGUCGCGAAGUUUUCGAGAACAACAAAUGGAGCGAAGAGGAUUACAAGCAACUGCUUGAGAAUGAGAUGACCUUGACCGAGCAGUGUCUCAGGGAAAAUCCCAAGUCGUACAGCGUGUGGCAUCAAAGGUGUUGGGUGAUGGAACGGAUGCUCGAACCGGAUUGGAAAAAGGAAUUGUCCCUGUGCGCGAAAUGCCUAAACAUAGAUGAGAGAAAUUUUCACUGCUGGGAUUACAGAGAGUUUGUUGUGCAAAAAGCUGGAAUCUCUAACGAGGAGGAGUUCGAAUUCUCCACCACAAAGAUAUUGAGUAACUUUUCAAAUUAUUCGUCUUGGCACUAUAGAAGUCGUAUAUUAACCAAAAUGUUUGGCACUACGUCUGAUGAGAUACCGAUUGUGGACGAUAGAUACAGAGAAGAGCUCGACCUGGUUAUGAAUGCAACGUUUACCGAUCCCAAUGACACUAGCGCAUGGUUCUACCAAAGAUGGCUUUUAGAUAAGUGCAUGACAACAUGUAGGCUCUGGCGUGCUCAAAUUAAGAAAGACACGGCUAUUAUUGUCAUCGACAACAACAUACUGAUUGAACCAAUAUCGCUGCUAUUACUUGUAAAUGGCGAAACUGUCGAUGCGCGAUGGCAAUUAUAUCCAGAUGAAAAGUUCGCAAAGCUACGAAUUGCGGAGUUCGCCAGUUCGUUAGAAGAUUUAGAUCGUGCCAAAGAAGUUUCAGUAAAACUGCAGGAAACAGUAUAUCAGCUUUCGUAUUCGAAGCUAGCAGGCGAAUGGAUUUACAAAGAUAAUUUAAGCUUGCACAAACGAAAUAGUAACGAUGAGCAAUUAAAUGAACAGUUAAAGAGCUACAACCAACUUUCCGAGAUGGAACCAAAUAACAAGUGGACCUUAUUAACCGAAGUAUUACUGAUGAAAAAGAUCGAUUUCAAAAAAUUUUAUACUGACAUAUUAAAUAAUCUGUCGGCGCUAUCGAAAGUCGACGGUCUUCGCAAGAAUUAUUACAAGGAUUUGCGAAGCAAACUCUUAGUGGAGUAUAAACUGCUUGAAAUGUGGAAAGAAGAGAGCAAUUUAGAAAUACACUCAAAGAUCGACUUAUCGGGAUUAGACUUGACAAAAUUGCACAACAAUCAUUACUUCAGCUUCUUCGAGGAAGUGAAUCUUGGUGCAAACCAGUUAGACAAUUCCUUGUAUCAGCUUUCCACAUUACAACGAUGCGCGAAAUUGUCACUGUCCAGCAAUGACUUGACGUCAUUGAGACGUUUUCCUACUCUGUACAAUCUCGAAGUUCUCUCUUUGAGAAAUAACAAGCUGACGAGCACGAAGGAGAUAGUCAACUUAAUAGAACGGCACAAAAAUUUGAGAAGACUAGACUUACGAAAUAAUCCAGUGUGCGAAGAGAUCGACAUGGCCAAAAUUCAGAACGCAAAUUCUCACGUCGAAAUAUGUUUAAAAUAACAUCGGGGAAUACAUCUAAUAGGCAAUGUACUGAAACGUACUUAAUUGUAAUUUUUUAUGCGAUCUAUUGUCCGCUGUUCUUACCGUUUUUUAUCAUAAGAAUAUUAAAAAAAAAAUUCAGAUACAUUAAGCGAAUGAUUUUAUCACAGCAACUUAAUUGUAACAUCUCUCAGUCUAGCGUCAGAAGAGGCUCCCAUACAUCACUACGACAUUAUUCUUUCUUAUUCUGUUUUACACAUAUCUAUAAUAAACUCUAUAAAUACAAACAAA